AUGACGGAGGAAGAGUUAUACACGGUGUACAAGGGGGUCUACGUGGUCUCAUCUGUGCACACGCCAGAGAGUCUGAAAUACUUUGAAGAGUUUGUUUUUCGCCCAGAUGAUAUCAUCAUCGUGACGUAUCCCAAAUCUGGUACAAGCUGGAUGAAGGAGAUUGUCCCUCUGAUCAUGAGUGGAGGAGAUCCAACACCUGUUGACACGAUUCUUAACUGGAAUCGUGUUCCCUGGCUUGAAGUGCAGCAGACCACCUCCCUCAAACUUGAACAGAGGCCCUCUCCACGACUGUUGACUACACACUUCCAGUACAACAUGAUGCCACCAUCUUUCUUUGAAGUAAAGCCAAAGGUCAUCUAUGUGAUGAGGAACCCCAAAGAUGUGUUCACAUCGUCUUUUCAUCAUCAUGGCGCGGCUUCCGUUCUGGUGGACCCAGGCCCACAGACCCAGUUCCUCCACAAGUUCCUUGAUGGAAAAGUUAUGUUUGGCUCGUGGUUUGAUCAUGUAAAGAGCUGGCUGAAUGCUGAAGAUGAAGACCACAUCAUGCACAUCUCCUAUGAAGAGAUGAUAAUGGAUCUGAAGGGCUCUGUCUGCAACAUGGCUCAGUUCCUGCAGAAAUCUCUGGACGAUGAAGUGAUAGAGAAGAUAGCCGACCGAUGUUUGUUCAAGAACAUGAAGAAGAACAACAUGUCAAACUUCUCUACUGUUUCUCGUGAAUUACUGGACCAGACAAAGUCUGAGUUUCUCAGGAAAGGAAUUGCUGGAGACUGGAAAAACCAGCUAACCCCGGCAGAAGAAGCGCACUUUGACGCUGUUUACAAAGACAAAAUGAAAGAUGUCAAAUAUACAUUUGCAUGGGAUUAAAUGAGAAUACUUUAACAUUGCCUCCUGCAGCAUACCAUGAUUCUCAGAAAUGAAUAAGCCAUUUCUUAUUCACCACAAAUUGUUUGGUUAAUGAGGUUUGUGGCAGCAGAAUUGGAGAAACACAAACAAACAUUCUUUAAUGUUCUUUUCAUAGACAGAGUCUAAUCAAAGAUGAUGUGUUUGAAGUACUAGGCACGAGCAACCCUCUCUCUAACUUCUUGAUUUGUUCAUAUAACACUGCCUUAACAGAGUUGUUG
This is a messenger RNA of Trematomus bernacchii (emerald rockcod), 1121 nucleotides long. Its product is annotated as sulfotransferase 2B1-like. Bases 1 to 864 code for a protein of 287 amino acids. The record is from RefSeq and is a predicted model, not a curated record. Lineage: Eukaryota; Metazoa; Chordata; Actinopteri; Perciformes; Nototheniidae. Gene Ontology annotation, cellular component: cytoplasm. Gene Ontology annotation, molecular function: sulfotransferase activity. Gene Ontology annotation, biological process: sulfation. The transcript has 6 exons.